Sabethes cyaneus is the source of this 983-nucleotide messenger RNA. RefSeq lists its product as uncharacterized. The transcript has 2 exons. The record is from RefSeq and is a predicted model, not a curated record. Bases 14 to 937 code for a protein of 307 amino acids. NCBI's taxonomy places the organism in Eukaryota, Metazoa, Arthropoda, Insecta, Diptera, Culicidae.
UGAGCCGCAUGCAAUGCGAAGAUUGCUAUCGCAAAUCUAUUGUCAAUCUUCGGUUAGCCGACAAAUGAUAGAUACUUUUCGUACUAGUCUGCAAGAGUACAAUACGAAUUAUCUUCCGGAGAGCAAUCCUGCGAAGAACGAAAUAACUGAAUUGCUCUUAAACCGAGAUCAACCAUUUUUGUAUUUUAUUUGGAUGGGGCAAAUAUGGAAUGUUGUCACAAAUUUUAUUGAUGGGCGACAAUCGGAGCUGGGAGGACAAUUUCCACGCUUAAUAAUUCCCAUUAUACAACGUCAAGCCGGAAUAAUCCUCUUCCACAAACGUCAUCAACGUCAAAUUUUAAGUGUUACAGACGUCAAACUAGCGAUCAAACUAUCACACAGUUCAGAAUAUGAAGAAAAAACAUAUCCAGCACAAUUUCCGGAACACAUCAGUCCACCAGAAUUACCUGAUCUCUACUCCAGCGAAGCGGAACUUCGCGAAAACCUCUUUACGACAAAAAUAAAACUGUAUUGCUGGAUAGCAUGCAACGAGCUAGAUCAUCGCGUAUUGGAAACAAUUCCGGAACGUUUGCGCGUGACCGCUACUACUUUAUAUUUCUUAAUGGAAAACCAAAUUCUGCAGCUUUUCGAAGCGGAUGUUAUACUUCAGGUGGCCUACGAAGUCAUACACGAAACAUAUGAUUUUAGAAAGAUUCAACAUCCCAGCCAUUUGGACAGUCGAGCCUUCCACGUGAUUUUCGUGUACGAAGAGUUUUACAACUAUUUCCUGGACGCAUUCAAGCUGGUCGGUCUGGAUGAGAAGCAUGUUUGCAACUAUCCGCCGCUGGAUGGCGUCCUCUUUCACAACAAGUACGCUGAAUGGAAGGAAGGAAAAGGGGACUUGAAGCAAAUUAGUUCUUGGAGAAUCUAUGAAAAUAUUCCGCAAAGGGAUGCUUAGACUAAAAGUACACUUGUUUGUUUGGCCAGUUACAUGUUAAGUUUUA